AUGACACUUUCACCGUCCUCCGAGAAAGUCGCUUCUGCUUUGCUCGCAAAGCAUGGCCUCGACCUGAUCUCGAUCUCGUUGCUGCAAUCGCUCUGGGCUGGGUAUGGGCAGAUAUGUCGCAUCACUGCAGUCGGGACGCAUUUCUUUAUCCUCAAAUUGAUCACGCCGCCACCUACAAGAGCCGCGGAUGAGAGUCACACCAGAAAGAUACUGAGCUACCAAGUCGAGCAGUACUUCUACUGCCACUUGGCCCCUCAGCUGCCCGCAUCUGUGCCUGUUGCAAGAUGUCUGGCAAGCAUCAACAAGCACCAUCCGGAUGGUACUUCAACAACGGCCAUGAUAUUGAACGAUUUGAAGCAAAACUUCCCUGUCGCUGGAGAGAAGCGCGGGACUUUGUCGCCCACCCAGGUCAAUGCUGCGUUGGACUGGCUCUCUGGCUUCCACGGCUUCUGGUGGCCUCGAGCCAAGGACUUCGAUCGCACCAAGCUUGUACUUCCACCCUUAGAAGAAGUCAAACAUAAUGGCCAGGAUGCAUCGGAGAAGACCUUGUGGCUCAACGGAGGAUAUACUUACCUGGCCACGCGAAGGAAGGAAUAUGCCAGCCUGGCAAACGAUGAUGACUCGGAAUGGAUGGAGCCUUUAGCAAAACCAUUACAGGGCCAAAGCCAGUCCAUCUCGGAUCUGGUAGCUGCAUUCCUCGCACCUUCGGUGGCGGGCCGGAGUCCUAUCGAAGGCUACGAAACGCUGAUCCAUGGCGACGUCAAGUCCGAGAACCUUUUUACCAGCCAGUCUGGAGAAGAAGUAGCGUUCUACGACUUCCAAUAUACUGGUCUCGGACUCGGAGUCUGCGAUUUGGCGAAGUUGUUCACCUGCUCCGUGCCGCUCAGCAUGCUUGUGACCGAUAAUGAUAUUCCGCACGUUUUAAAAAUGCAAGACGGUGAGAAGCAGCUGUUGGAAAGAUAUUGGAAGAAGCUGCAAGAUACUAGUAAGAAGGAGUACGAGUGGGAUAUCUUCGUGCAGCACUGGGAGACCGCGCUUGUCGAUUGGCUGCGCUUCCAAGCGAGCUGGGGCUUCUGGGGCAAUACUGAGUGGUUGGAGGCGCGAGUACGAAGUAUUCUGAUGGAUGAGCAAUGGAGAAUUGCACUGAAAGCGAUGGUCAGUAGGGAGUAG
Macroventuria anomochaeta is the source of this 1170-nucleotide messenger RNA. RefSeq lists its product as uncharacterized. The record is from RefSeq and is a predicted model, not a curated record. The transcript is spliced from 2 exons. The coding region runs from base 1 to 1170 and encodes 389 amino acids. NCBI's taxonomy places the organism in Eukaryota, Fungi, Ascomycota, Dothideomycetes, Pleosporales, Didymellaceae.